CAUGACUAUACUACUUACAUCGGAUGUAAGUAGUAAAGACCGUCGAAUGGCAGUACCGCGAAAUGUGAAAUGUACAUGUUUAUAUUUCAACGAGCAUAAUCAAUUAUUUGAGAGUCUGUUUAAAAUAAUAAGAACAUUUUAACCAUGGACUUGGAAGUUUCUUACAGGAAUAUGUGUCGUGCUUGUAUGGGUAUUAAUUGUGCACUUUUACCAAUAUAUGGUGACGACACGACUGGUAUCAAGAAUUUGCCUGAAAAGCUUCAGGAAGUUACCUUAAUUCGAGUUGAUAGGAACGAUGGAUUACCACAAAUGCUUUGCACGAAAUGUGCUUAUCGGACAAUUACAUCGUAUAAUUUUAGAUUACAAGUACAAAAGACAGAAGAAAAAUUUAGGAAGAUGCUUAAUAUACAAUUCGAAAAUGAAGAAAUGGAAAAUGUAAAUGAACAAGACUGCAUAAUUUUAAAAGAUGAAUUAAUGCAAAAAAAGGUUUUCUUCGAAACUUCUGAAAUGAUUUCUGAUAAUUAUGCGAGCUCUAUUAACGAAGAAUUAAGAAAGGAUGUUACAGAAAAGAAGAGUAAAGACGAACAAUCCUUAGAAAUAAUAUCGUUAAUGGAUUUUAAUCAUAGCAAUGAAAUGGAUAAGAUUCAAGAUCAUUUAGAUAAUAUCAUAGAUGACUCUCAGCAUGAUAAAUUAUAUAAUAUUAAAAACGACUUAGAUGAUCAAUUCUGUAAUACUUCCAAUUCACAAGAUUUAAAUUAUACAGUAGUAUAUGUAGGAGACACAGAAAUGGAGUCCAUUAAAUCAGAGUAUCAUGGUCAUCUUUGCAAAUCAAAGGAUGAAAAUAUUGAUAUUAAAACAUUAUUUUUGAAGGAUAACUUUGAAGAAUCUAAGACAAAUGACAAAUUUUUAGAUGCAAUAUACAUAUCUGAUGAUAUGGAAUCAAAGAAUACUAAAACAUUAAACAUUGAAACCGAAGCUUGGCAAAUGAUAUCAACGGAUGAAUCAGUAGAACAGGUUGAUAAAAUAAAUCUCAACGUCCAACUCGAUUGUAAAACAACGGAGAACAUGGAGUCAAAAGAAUCCAAUGAUUCUGACUCAGAUUAUUUCAUUGAUCCUAAGGAUAAUAUUUUAGGAAGUUUAAAUGAUAUGAUAACUAGAAUCAAAGAAAUAAAAACUGAGAAUAACACAAUAGAAUAUCAGUGUACUUUGUGUUUGCAGAACUAUGAGAAACUUACCGGCGUUUUACUUCAUACUAUUGAUAAUCAUGUUCCAAGUAGUGGUCCAUUUUUUUGUGUCGUUUGUGAGAUGGAUUGUAAUAGUCAUAAAGAGUUAAGGACUCAUGUUAAAAAACACACUGGACAGUUUCCGUAUAUUUGUUUUAUUUGUGAUAAAGCAUACACUUCAAAAAGGUAUUUAAAGCGACACAUGGUUUGUCAUACAGAUUUUCCAAGACAUCGUUGUCCAAAAUGUGGUGUAAGAUUUAAAACUAAAGUAGAAUUAGAAAAUCACAUUGCAACGCACGUACAUGGCGCACCAUAUACGUGUAGUCAAUGUUCACGCUUGUUCAACCACAAAGGUAAUUACAAAAGGCAUUUAAUUACACAUUUGGAUCCUCAAGGUCUUCAUUUACCAAAAUAUCCAUGCACGAUUUGCGGGAAGCGGUUCUUGAAUAAUCGUACUCUUGAAACUCAUAUGCGAGUUCAUACAGGAGAAAAACCGUUUAAGUGCGAUAUUUGUAAUAAAAGUUUUUCACAACAAGGAAAUUUAUUAAAUCAUUUAAGAAUUCAUUCGAAUCCUCGAAGUUAUACAUGUGAAGUUUGCGGGAAAAGAUUUAACCAGAGAGCUACGUUAAAAGAUCAUAGUCUUAUACAUACAGGAGAAAAACCUCACAUUUGUAAUGUCUGCGGAGUAGCAUUUACAUUCAGCGCAGCAUUAAGACGUCACAUGUGGAGUCAUGCUACUGGGAAACCUUUAGGUUGUGAAAUUUGUUCUUCACGUUUUGUAGGGAAGUAUGAUUUAAGACGCCACAUGCAAAUUCAUAACGACAGACCAAGAACGAAACAAAAGAAAAAUGAAGGGAAAAAUAAUAAUACGGAAGAAGUAUCGAGAGAAAAUAUUACUGAAGAGGUAAACACAGAAACUAUUCUCAUAGAGCAAGUUCUUUUAAAUCAAGAUGUCACGCAAGUUAUAUCUCAAGAAGAAGCAGAAAAAGAAAAUGUAGAUGCCCUUUUCAAUCUUAUACACUAUGAUUAAUAUUAUUUAACAAAUGUUUUAUUUUUCCUACUUAUUUUGUUCAAAAGAUAGAGAGGUAGACAUUUUGCUUGCACUGGAUAGAAUUUCUGUCUUUCAAGUAACUGAACAUGUAUAGCUCCAUAUUGGAGAUAUUAAAUUUUUAGUUUCAUAUUUAAUUGACGGUUUACAUAUAGUAUAAUUGACAUCUUUAAUUAAGGCUACAAGGCAUAAUAAUCUUAAGGGAUCGUGAUUUAUAAAUUUUAGGAAUGAAUUAAGCAAUAAAUGGUUGCUUUCUGUGUGAACUUAUAGGAUGUAGCUAAACAAUUUUCUUUGUAUUCCUUGUGCAACAUUAUUUAUACACAUUAGCAAAUUCCUUUUUUACAUUUUAUUUAUAUUUAAUACUCGUAAUAUUUGUAAAUAUAAGACUGAAAACAAUUAUUAAUUUUAAAACUGUUUUUUAUCAUAGAUUUAAAUUCUUUACUCUUAUAAAAUGUGUACAUGUAUGCGUAUGAUUGUAUAAAGGUGUGGUAUAUUUAUCAAAGUUGUAUAAAAGAUUUUCAUUAUAAGUUAAUUAUAUUUAACAAUUUUUACAACCUACCUUAACAUA
Polistes canadensis is the source of this 2839-nucleotide messenger RNA. RefSeq names its product zinc finger protein 714. The record is from RefSeq and is a predicted model, not a curated record. Lineage: Eukaryota; Metazoa; Arthropoda; Insecta; Hymenoptera; Vespidae. Bases 145 to 2253 code for a protein of 702 amino acids. The transcript is spliced from 3 exons. Gene Ontology annotation, molecular function: zinc ion binding. Gene Ontology annotation, cellular component: nucleus.